Boleophthalmus pectinirostris (great blue-spotted mudskipper) is the source of this 691-nucleotide messenger RNA. It is a transcript of the gene sf3b5, whose product is annotated as splicing factor 3b, subunit 5. Gene Ontology annotation, cellular component: U2 snRNP; precatalytic spliceosome. NCBI's taxonomy places the organism in Eukaryota, Metazoa, Chordata, Actinopteri, Gobiiformes, Gobiidae. Gene Ontology annotation, biological process: mRNA splicing, via spliceosome. The transcript is spliced from 2 exons. Bases 139 to 399 code for a protein of 86 amino acids. The record is from RefSeq and is a predicted model, not a curated record.
ACCCAACCUUUGUUUCGCCCGGAACUAUUUUCAUGCGGAACAUAGUGGAGGUGUGACGUUUGCCGUGUGGAAGAAGCGGUUACUUCUUAUAAAUUCACUUCUGCUUUGAUCUCUUCUGUUGUCGGACUCCUGCCCACAAUGACAGACCGGUAUAACAUCCACAGUCAGCUGGAGCACCUCCAGUCCAAAUACAUUGGUACCGGACAUGCAGACACCAGCAAGUGGGAAUGGCUAGUGAACCAGCACAGAGACUCUUACUGCUCAUACAUGGGACAUUUUGAUUUGCUCAACUACUUCUCUGUGGCAGAGAAUGAGACCAAGGCGCGGGUUCGCUUCAAUCUAAUGGAGAAAAUGCUACAGCCUUGUGGACCACCAGCAGACAAACCAGACGAUGCCUAGUUUAAACAUGCUCAGGUCUUUUUCACAGAGGAUUUGUUGGAUUUCUUGAACGUAAUUGGACCACUCCUAAACUCAAACACAAUCUUAAAGACUGGCCAAAUCUGAUUGUACACCUAUUUUGCAAUUCUAAAUAUUUCUGUGGCUAAGGUUAAACUAUUUCAAAACAGUGUAAUUAUUAUUUUUCUACUUUGAAUCACAAUAUCUGUACAGGUAUAAGACCUUGUUCAUCUCAUGAUGUUUUUGUAUAACUUUUUCUCUUAAAAGUAGCAAUGUCAUUAAAAUGUUAUUAACA